GCCGAAGAGGUUUGGAGCCGAGGCAGCGUGUGUUGAUGUGACAAACAAGACGAGCACAAAGGGGGGCAGAACACAAGCGGACUGCACAAAAGUAGUGGCGGUCCCACUUCCGGCGAUGCGGCUCAGGAUCUACUCGCGCAAAGUUUGAGAUUUCGGGGGGGGGGCUGCUGCAAAUAUGCAGAGACCGGGAGGGCAAGGGGCCGCCUUUUCCAUCGAUUCCCUGAUCGGGAGCCCCCAGCCCAGGCCGGGACACCUGCUCUACACGGGCUACCCGAUGUUCAUGCCCUACAGGCCGCUGGUCAUCCCGCAGGCCUUGUCCCACUCCCCUCUCUCCUCCGGGAUUCCUCCGCUCGCCCCGCUCGCCUCCUUCGCCGGCCGCCUCACCAACACCUUCUGCGCCAGCCUGGGCCAAGGCGUGCCGUCCAUGGUGGCCCUCACCACCGCCGUGCCGGACUUCUCGGACCCCCCGGACACCUUCUACCCGCCGCAGGAGCUGCCGGGCGCGAGGAGGCGGCAGAGCCCGCCGCGCUCCGACGACCUCCGCAGCCGCGACAAACGCGCAGACUUGCUCAACUUCUCGGAAACUUUCCAGGCGAUCUCAGGCGAGACCAAACUGUACAGUUCGGACGACGAGAAAGCGGACCCGAAGUGUGCCGAGGCCGCGUGCAGCGACCGCGACGACAGCUCGGCGGACAGCGACAACGAGAGCUUCUCGGACGGCAACGCGUGCGGGCCGCGCCCGCAGAAGGCCGAGCUGCAGCUCGGCGCGGCGGCCCCGCACGACGCGCCGCCGCCCGGCGCCGCCUCGGCCGCCAAGAGCCGCCGGAGACGAACCGCCUUCACCAGCGAGCAGCUGCUGGAACUGGAGAAGGAGUUCCACUGCAAAAAGUACCUGUCGCUCACCGAGCGCUCGCAGAUCGCGCACGCGCUCAAGCUGAGCGAGGUCCAGGUGAAGAUCUGGUUCCAGAACCGCCGCGCCAAGUGGAAACGCAUCAAGGCCGGCAACGUCAGCAACCGCUCGGGGGAGCCCGUCAGGAACCCCAAGAUCGUGGUGCCCAUCCCGGUGCACGUCAACAGGUUCGCCGUGAGGAGCCAGCACCAGCAAAUAGAACAAGGGACGCGACCGUGAACGCCGCCAAUGACGUCAUUGGGGCGCGCACACGCAAAACGAGACACUUCGAGCGCGAAGCGCAAACUGGACGGAGGACCGGAAAUAUGCUCUCGCUUUUUAUUUAUUGAUUUGUGAAUAUGUACAUAUUCAAAAGAAGAAGGCGGGGGGGGGGGGAAAAAAACAGUACAAAUGGGCCCGAUGAGAAGAAAGUGCCAAGAUUUUUUUGUUCUUUUUAUAUUUAUACGUCAGGCCAAAACUUUCUGUCGGUUGCAUGUCGUUUCCUCAUUUAGUGGAGAGUGUUUAGCUUUUCUUUUCGUUUGGCGUUUUGUACAAUUUGUUUGCAUGUAAGAGGGUUUUGUUAUUGGAAGAACCACAUUGGACAGAUCAUGAAACGAAAGCGACCAAUCAGGGGACGAGUGUAGAGUCUGUUGCUCGAAUAAAUCCGUUUAUAU
This is a messenger RNA of Phyllopteryx taeniolatus (common seadragon), 1563 nucleotides long. It is a transcript of the gene gbx1, whose product is annotated as gastrulation brain homeobox 1. Lineage: Eukaryota; Metazoa; Chordata; Actinopteri; Syngnathiformes; Syngnathidae. Gene Ontology annotation, cellular component: nucleus. Gene Ontology annotation, biological process: regulation of transcription by RNA polymerase II; regulation of nervous system development. Gene Ontology annotation, molecular function: RNA polymerase II transcription regulatory region sequence-specific DNA binding; DNA-binding transcription factor activity, RNA polymerase II-specific. The record is from RefSeq and is a predicted model, not a curated record. The coding region runs from base 176 to 1129 and encodes 317 amino acids. The transcript has 2 exons.